Symbiodinium necroappetens is the source of this 486-nucleotide messenger RNA. NCBI's taxonomy places the organism in Eukaryota, Dinophyceae, Suessiales, Symbiodiniaceae. The record is from the annotation of a GenBank genome assembly.
AUGGACGGGCAUACAGAAGGAGACCCUCGAGCUCAGCUUUCAAGCUCCAGCGCGAUGCAGCCCCACUCAGCGAGUUCGUGUGAUCCUUGUAUAUUCCUGGGAACGUCUGCUGGCUGCCGGAGGGACGCCUGUCCCUUCUGUCACGUUCAUCUGUUCCGGAUGGAGGUGAAUCCAGAGAGGCCCGGGAAGCAGAUCCGAAUGAGGCUGAAAAGGACCUUGAACACGAUUUUGCAAUUGCGGGAGAACUCGCCAGACAGGGUCCACGAUGAGCUCCAACGAUUGGCUCGAAGGAGCGGCUUUGCGCGCAACCUGAUUACAGGUCUUUUGGAGCGUGAAGGAGACCCGGAUGAGGAGGUUCAGGGCGGCAACACCACAACUUCUCCUUCAACAGAUGGAGUGCAUCAUCAGCCAGUGCCAGGAGUCUGCAUUUUGGACGAUGGGUUUGAUUUCGACGCCUUCCUGAAGGGUGAGCCUCUGUCGCUGUAG